CUCCCCUGUUAUCGUCGGAUUUCUCGUGACGGUGAGUCCGUGACACGCCGGCGCCAUGGCGAGCAGGUGCCUAGCGGCUGCAUCGGAGGCCGCCGUCGUCUUCCUCAUCCGGCCCAUCCUCGCCAUCGUUUUCGUCUUCACCCUCAUCCUCCUCGGCUGGUACGUGGCGUGGACGACGGUGCUGGUGCACGUGCCGCUGGUGCAGGAGAUCGCCGGCCUGCGCCCGAAGAAGCCCUCUAAACCCAAGCCAGCCAACCGCGGCCGCGUCGCCAAGUUCUACCGGAACCAGGCCGAGGCCGCACAAAGGAACUGCAAAUCAGAAGGGGCACCUUAAGAGAAAAUCUGCUGCACACUAGUAUGCAAAUUCCCUGGUAGUUCUAAUUAGAAUGCAAUACUACUAAUGAUGACGGUUUUCUAGGAGAGAAUGUAUAUCUGCAUUUGAUGGGAGCUUCCUGCAUGACGACUUCUCUAGGAGAGAAUGUGUAUCAGCAUUUGACGGGAGCUUCCUGCAUGACGACACAUCAGGCUUAUGAUACUAGCGUAUCAACUUUUAGUUGCAUGACCUUGUAAAAUGAGGACCUUUUAAUUGUAGAUUGUACAUAUACUUGUACAUGACUUUUAGUUGCAACGACAACGAUCAUCUAUUCAAUCA
Molecule: messenger RNA, 652 nt
Organism: Zea mays
Lineage: Eukaryota; Viridiplantae; Streptophyta; Magnoliopsida; Poales; Poaceae
Exons: 3
Coding region: 56-334 (92 amino acids)
Source: RefSeq, marked validated